Rhipicephalus microplus (southern cattle tick) is the source of this 1066-nucleotide messenger RNA. RefSeq names its product regucalcin. NCBI's taxonomy places the organism in Eukaryota, Metazoa, Arthropoda, Arachnida, Ixodida, Ixodidae. The record is from RefSeq and is a predicted model, not a curated record. Gene Ontology annotation, biological process: L-ascorbic acid biosynthetic process. Gene Ontology annotation, molecular function: gluconolactonase activity; calcium ion binding.
AUGAAGCUCGAAGUGGCCAGCACACGGAGGAGCCUUCUGGGCGAAGGGCCACACUGGGACGAGCGCAGUUCGACUCUUCUAUUCGUCGACUGCCUCGGCCAGGAGGUGGUGCGCUAUGAUCCCGCUUCUGGCGUGGAGACGCAAGUAAUUCCUACGGAAGGGCACAUCGGCAACGUUAUCCCCUUUGCCGAAGACAACCGCCAGUUAGCUCUCUGCAUGGAAAACAACCUGUAUCGACUUGACCAGAGCACCCGCGAGAAGGAGUUGCUGGUGAAAAUGAUUGACUCCCAGUCGCCAGUGAAGUCCAGGCUAAAUGACGGCAAGUGCGAUGCACUGGGACGCCUAUGGACAGGUAAGAAGGAGAAAACGAUCGAUGCCCUCUACGGGAGUGCAGAACCUGAUACCGCACAAAACAACUUUUGGUGUUACUCGAAGGGACAGCUGGAGCACAAGUUGAACGGGGUGACCAUCUCAAACGGCAUCACGUGGACGAAUGACAACAGGAUCAUGUUCUACGACGACUCGGUUCCCAGACAAAUCUACGCCUUCGAUUUCGACUUGGCCACUGGAGAGAUUCGGAACCGGCGAGUACUGGUCGACUUCAACAAGACUCCCGGCUUUCAGGGACUGGGCCUCCCGGACGGCAUGACCAUGGACCUGAAUGAUAAGAUCUGGAUGGCGUGUUUCGAAGGCAGCGCUGUUGUCCAGAUUGACCCUGAAACUGCCAAGAUCCUAACCAAGAUAGACUUUCCUGCCAAGUACACCACUUCGUGUUGCUUCGGAGGGGAGAACUACGACGUCCUGUACGUCACAACAGGCUGCUUUCGCCCAGACGCCAAGAGCCCUGAGGAUGGACGACUCUACAGGGUAACGGAGCUGGGAGCGAAGGGCAGGGCAGCCUACGAGUUUGCUGGUUAGCCGCGACCGGCUCGGUGCUUAGAGAUGGAUGCUAGGACGUGGCGUCCCUGACUAUCAACUCAUCCUGGAAUCAUGAAAGGCUGUAAUUUGCUGCUGUUCGAUUGCGAGGCGCAUAGUCGAUCUAUGCAUGCGAAGAGCUGCCCCUAAC